CUCAUACCAAUUAUCCUUGUCUGCCUUGUCUUGUUGGUUUAUCAUUUCUCACCUCUCUCUACAUUGUGCACUGUGCACUAAAUUUCCCCGCAUACGAUAAAAAAUCUGGUCAAGGGAAAAUCCGUCAACUCUCAUUUGUUAGAAAGUGAUUAUCGACUGGACUGGAUUGCCAUUUUCGAACCAGUCCGAGUUAAAUAACCUUUUUUAAAAAAAAAAACCCUCGUCGACUCAACUAAAAUCUUAAUAGAAACUACUUCCAACAUCUCCGGCCAAAUGCGCAAAGACAUAUAUUCGUCCUUCUAAUUUUCAAUGUGAUAAUGAACAUACUUGAAUCACAAGUUAAUGAUCUAAAUUAUAUCGCAGAGUCUCCCAUUGCCAUCCCGGUCUUUGAUAACAUGAAUGGUCAACUACAGCAACAGCAACUACAGUCUUCGGAAUCACCCGCGGAUACUGGGGCUCAGAGCGGAAAGAAGAGAAAAAAUGAUUCGGGUGAAGGAGGCGACGCAACGUUGAAUGGAAAUAAGGAAGGCACUCCACAUACAAGGGCAAAGAGAAAUAGAUAUAUAUCUAUCGCUUGUAAUGAAUGCAAACGAAGGAAAAUCAAAUGUAAUGGAAAUACACCAUGUCAGAGAUGCGGAAACCUCAACCUCGAAUGUCAAUAUGCUCCGAAUUGCUGUACCAAUGGCUUCAAGGAAUCGGAGGAGUUUCGUCGAAUGAAUUCACAACUUUCCUUAUUACAAGAACAAGUGGAUAAUCUAUAUUCGACUUUAAAUGCUAUGCGCCACGGUGGCAGUGGAGGUGGUGAUGGUAGCAUAUCCUAUGGCGCAUCAUCAGAAAGAUCAUUGUCAAUAUCACAACAAUCCGCAGUACAAGGACUUUCUCCCUUGAGUUUUCAUCAUAAACCUAUACCCAGGCAUCCCUCAUUUCGGGGACCGACCAGUUCUGCUUUUGGUCUAGACGUGGCUAAAAACACACUUCAUAAUAUGGGUUAUCAAUCAUUGGCAGAUGAAGGCAUCGCUACUCACGAUCCUACUCCGGUACCAUCACCACCUCCACUACGGCCAAGGGCAUUACCAUCCAUCAAUAUGAAUGGUGUUCGAGCUCCCGAUCCAUUGAGAAGUGUAAAUCGAGAAGAAAUGAUUCGACUGUGUAGGGUAUAUGAAGAAGAAAUGGGUCUGAUGUAUCCCGUUGUGGAUAUAGAGGAAUUAAUCGCUCAUGGUUCCAACCUUUUUGAAUUCAUUGAUGCCGCGGUGAGGAAUGGCCUUGCCACAUCCAAUAAUCCUCAAGGCAUCAAUGAUAUCAACUCUUGCAUAUUGAAGACUAUCAUGGCUAUUUCAAUGAUCACAGAGGGAAGUGGGCAAAGUGACUUGGCCUUCAGAUUAUUUGAAAGUGUUAGAGAACCUGCGGAUCGCGCAUUGCAUGAUGAAUUUGUGGAGGUCAAAAGCUUGCCAUUCUUGGUACUUGUGGUGAAAAUAAAUGCAACUUAUAAUGCUACAUUUGGCCAAGUGGGACUAAUGUGGGAUGCCGAGCACAUGUGGUUGGUAUCAUGGACACCUUCAACUUUGUAUGACACAAAAGAGGCAAUAUUUCAUUUCCAUUGUGACGAAGAAGCAUUAGCCUGGCGCAUAAUUGGUCAAGUCGUACGAAUGUCAAUUGAGUUAGGUCUGCAUAGACGUGAUUCUUUUUUCAAGGUUGUGACUGAUGAACGAGAACGGGUCGCUGUUACCAAACUUUUCUGGUCAAUCUAUGUACUUGAUCGAAGAUGGAGUUUUGGUACAGGCAUGCCUUUUGCUAUACAAGAUUCAGAUAUUGAUCCCUCUCUACCAGAACCUGAUAAUUCGGUCCCUUAUCUACACGUUAUGAUAUCAUAUUCAAGAAUAGGUUCUAAAGUUUGGAAAUCAAUCUGCUCUUUCUCCCCAACACCCUCAACGAAUGUAAUCACCGAGGAGUUGAGUUAUCUAGACUACCAGAUCACACAAUGGCAAAAAGCGAUACCACCUCAUUUACAACUUCCAACUGCUGCUGCCCCUCAAGCCUCCUCUCGCGCAAUCCAUCGACUACAAAUACUUCUCUACCUUCGUGCCAAUCAAAUGCGUAUCCUGAUUUAUCGCCCUGUCUUACACUCCGCAUCCUCUAUUCAAGAGCAUAUUCAACAUGCGUCUACCGUUGUCGAAUUCGCAAAAGAUACAAUUCGCGUCCUCACACAUCUCAAUCAAACCACGGACAUUUACCGCGUACAACAAGUUUGCUUCAAUUAUUUCCUCAUUUCAGCAUUGGCUGUCAUUUUUCUAGCAAGUUGUCAUGCUCCAGUUACUUUCAGCUCGAUUUGUCGCGAUGAAUUCUAUAUGGCGCUCGAUUUAGUGAAGGGUUUCUCGAAUAAAUCUUUUGUAUCGAAACGUCUUUGGAAAACAAUCAAAAGUCUAAAACAAGUAGCACCAAAACUUGGGCUAUCCCCCACUUCAAAUAAUCAUCAUAACGGUGCAUUGGGAGCGGAUGAUGCACAUAGUAGUGCGGCACUUGCAAUGGCUGGAUUGGCAGGUCAUGAAAUUACGGGGAUGGGAGGAGGAUACGAUGCAAAUGGACAUGGACAUGGACAAGGAAUAGGUACGGGAUUAGGAAGUAGUCCGAUGACAGGAAAUCAAAUGAGUUAUGAGAUGACUCAUCUAUUUGAGGCGGCGUUGGGAAUGGGAAAUGGGCACAAUGGAUAUGGAGUUGGAAAUGGGAUGGAUGGGACACCGGGCGUGGGAGACGACGUGGGUGGUGUUGGUCCGGCUUUUGGAGAAGGUGAUGAAUUGUUUAGGCAGAUGAGGGAUUUGUUUUAGGGGUGAUCAAGCUCACAGUGGUGUUUGUAUUAUAAGGAGCCUGUAUUACUGUGUAUAUUUGAAGCGACAAAAUAUUGCGGAGGUUGUUGAUCUUAAAUGGUUUGAACAUAGGGCUGGAAAACCGCAGCCCCGCUGAUAGUUUACAUAUCAUCUUUACGCCAUUAAUCAAGCACAAUAUUCUAU
This is a messenger RNA of Botrytis byssoidea, 3005 nucleotides long. RefSeq lists its product as uncharacterized. The transcript has 5 exons. Bases 318 to 2822 code for a protein of 834 amino acids. Gene Ontology annotation, biological process: positive regulation of transcription from RNA polymerase II promoter by galactose; DNA-templated transcription. The record is from RefSeq and is a predicted model, not a curated record. Gene Ontology annotation, molecular function: DNA-binding transcription factor activity, RNA polymerase II-specific; zinc ion binding; RNA polymerase II cis-regulatory region sequence-specific DNA binding. NCBI's taxonomy places the organism in Eukaryota, Fungi, Ascomycota, Leotiomycetes, Helotiales, Sclerotiniaceae. Gene Ontology annotation, cellular component: nucleus.